AGAAGAAGAAGAAGAAGAAGAAAAGCAAGAAGAUCACAUGGGCGUGUCUGAUGUGACGUCAUCAGAUCUUGGCGGGAUUGGUGAUCCUGUUUCCAACGCAGCGCGGGAGAUUCAGGAGAGGCGAAUCAACGCUCGUGGUCAUUCCACAUUCAUCGGGUAGUUUGUCAAAAUGCCUUGUGAAAGGAAGCCUAUGCGCUACGGGCAUUCAGAGGGACACACCGAAGUCUGCUUCGAUGACUCUGGGAAUUUCAUAGUGACCUGUGGAAAUGAUGGAGAUGUUCGGAUAUGGGAGACUCUGGACGAUGAGGAUCCAAGGUUCAUCACUGUUGGCGAAAAAGCUUAUUCUCUGACACUCAAGAAGGGCAAGCUCGUGACAGCAAGCUCCAAUAACACAGUGCAGAUUCACACGUUUCCUGGUGGUGAGCCGGACGGCAUCCUUACGCGGUUCACCACACACGCCACACAUGUUACAUUCAACAGCAGUGGAUCCAAAGUUGCUGCUGGCUCCAGUGAUUUCUUGGUUAAAGUGGUGGAAGUGUCAGACAGCAGCCAACAAAAAACCCUGCGGGGCCAUGAAGGCCCUGUGCUCAGUGUCACUUUUGACCCAAAUGGUGACUUUCUGGCAUCUGCCAGCUGUGAUGGCUCAGUCAUUGUGUGGAAUAUUGAGGAGCAGGCUCAAAUGAUCAGAUGGCCAUUGCUGCAGAAGACCAAUGAUUUCAGCAAUGCAAAAUCAUUGUGUCGCCUGGCUUGGCAACCUCGCACAGCAAAGCUUUUGGCAGUUCCUGUUUUUACAAAAGUCUACCUGUAUGAAAGGGGGUCCUGGGAUCAUGUGAGCACUCUGUCUGAUGACCUAAUGACUGAGCCAAUCAAUGUGGCAGCAUGGUCUCCAUGUGGGAACUUUUUGGCAGCUGCCACUGUGGGAGGUUUCAUAACAGUGUGGGACAUCGAAAGCAAACUGUGUUUAGAGAGGCAGAAGCAUGAAAAGGGCUUCACAGUGUGCAGUUUAGCCUGGCAUCCGUCAGGCACUCAGAUUGCUUACACUGACAUUGAGGGCUGUCUGGGCUUGUUGGAUGGUUUUAGCGCGUCCAUAUCUAAAAUCACAAUGCCCAAGGUGAAUGCAGAAAAGGCAGAGAGAUGCUAUGAAGAUCUAUUUGAGGAUGUUGAUGACCCGGUCACAGAUGAAGGAUGGGAUGAUGACAACUCCCCUACUAAGAAAGCAAUCAGUGGGGUCAAUGAAAAUGAAUAUGAGGAUGACAGUUUUGUCAAACCUGCAAACGGGUGGGCGAAGAACAGAGGAGCAAUCCUGGAUGAUGAAAAUUCUCUUGAUUCAGGUUCACAAAUGCUUGAUCAACAUAAUUUUGGAGACAACGAUCCAGACAGUGCCGUGGUGACUACAUCUCCUUUGCCUGCGACGUUGCGGCCUGUUUAUGAAGUGCCACAAAAAACGGCACCCCAGAAAGCCUUUCAGCCAGGCUCCACCCCUAUCCAUCUUACUCACCGCUUCAUGAUGUGGAACUCUGUGGGGACAGUGCGAGGCUACAGUGAUGAGCAGGACAAUGCCAUCGAUGUGGAGUUUCACGACUCAGCUGUACACCAUACGAUGCACCUCACUAACUUGCUGGGCCACACCAUGACUGAUGUUUCCGUGGAGGCCGUGGUACUGGCAUGCCCAAGCACAGAUGAGCUUGCAAGUAAAAUACACUGCCUUCACUUCUCAUCAUGGGACACCAACAAGGAAUGGAUGAUUGACUUGCCUAACGGUGAGGACGCAAGAGCAUUGUGUCUUGGUCGAGGCUGGGCAGCACUCGCCACUAGCACACUUAUGGUCAGGCUUUUUACUAUCGGAGGAGUUCAGAAGGAAAUUUUCAGUCUGCCCGGAGCUGUGGUUUGCAUGGCGGGACAUGGAGAGCAAUUGCUCAUCGUGUACCACAGAGGGAAAGGUUUUGAUGGGGAGCAGGCACUGGGCGUGCAGCUGCUGCAGCUUGGUCGAAAAUGGAGGCAAAUCAUCAGCGGUGAACCUCUCCCAAUCUCUUACAAAUCCUACCUAUGCUGGCUCGGAUUUACUGAUGAGGGUACCCCAUGUUAUGUGGAUUCUGAAGGGGUGGUGAGAAUGCUGAACCGCUCCUUGGGCUUCACUUGGACACCAAUUUGCAAUACCAGAGAAGCGUGCAAAAGCAAAUCAGACCACUACUGGGUUGUUGGCGUGCAUGAGAACCCUCAACAACUUAGGUGUAUACCAUGUAAAGGCUCAAGGUAUCCGCCCACCCUUCCCAGACCUGCUGUGGCUAUCCUGCCAUUCAAAUUGCCCUUCUGUCAGACGACCACUGAGAAAGGACACCUGGAGGAACAGUUCUGGCGUUCAGUGCUCUUCCACAACCACUACAGCUUCCUAUCCUCUUGCGGCUAUGAAAUAGAUGAGGUGGGACAAAGUCAGUCAGAGAAAGAACACCAGGAGGUGCUGAUGAAGAUGUUUGCAUUGUCAUGUAAGAUGGAAAGAGAAUUUCGCUGUGUUGAGUUAGCAGAACUAAUGACCCAAAAUGUGGUGUCGCUGGCCAUUCAAUACGCUUCAAGGUCAAGACACAUGGCUCUCGCACAACGUCUCAGUGAGAUUGCGCUGGAAAAAGCCAGUCAGAUUUAUAGUGAACAGGAGGAGGAGACAGAGCACUCUGACAUCAGGCGGACAUUAUCGGGGUAUGACCAGAUUGAGCACAAAGAAAACUAUCACCACAGACAGACACUGGAGGACAAGCCAGACCAAGAGUUUGAAAAGGAUGAGGACCAAGAGGAAAUGGCAUCUCAAGAUGGACUAGAAGCUCCAAAAUCUAGCAAAGGUGGACGUUCCAACCCUUUCAAGGUUCUCAGUUUGGGGAAGUCCUCUCCUGUAUCCUGUCAACUUCGAAUGGGAAACAUCCUUGACAAAAUGACUUCUAGCAGGAAGUCUGCUCCACUAAGUGCAUCUGUAAGGAAGUCAAACAAAAGCCCCAUCUUCAAACCACUCCCCACUCAAGCAAAGACAAAGGCUCAGUCCACUCUCCUGCAAAUGACUGAUAAAAAGGCAGUCAUAAAGAAGGCUCGGGAAAAUAAUGAGGCCAGAGAUGAUCAAUCCAAGCAAGCAGAUCUGUCAAGUGCUCUGUCACAAACAGAAAAGUCUGAAACUAAGAGAUCCAAAACGGGCUUUGAGGUGUGGUUAGAAGAAAACAGGAAGCGCAUCACAAUGGAUCACCCUGACCUGGAUGAGAUGGACAUCAUCAGAGAGGCAAUGGGGCUCUUCAGGAAUCUUUCAGAAGAUGAGCGACUGGUAUGGACUGAGCAAGCAAAAGGUCCAGCUGGUGAUGUGAAGGAUCUGAAGAAGAGAAAACGAACCGAAGCAGACAGAGAUGAAGAAAAUGAAAUUGGUCAGGCAGAAGUAGAUGAAAACAAUGCCAAGAAGAAAAAAGCGGUGGAUCCUUCUAAGCUUUCAAAAUUUGCUUUUCAGAAGAACUAAAGUUAGUUUGACAUAGAACAUUUGGUCUUCACUGUGUUCAUGUCCUGUUUCUUAAGGGUCAAGUACACUCAUUGGCUUUUUUUGUUUACUGUCCCCUGAACGGUCCAAGUUGUUUUAUUGAUUUCAAUAAACAGUGACUGUAAGA
This is a messenger RNA of Syngnathoides biaculeatus (alligator pipefish), 3629 nucleotides long. RefSeq names its product WD repeat and HMG-box DNA binding protein 1 (gene wdhd1). The record is from RefSeq and is a predicted model, not a curated record. Bases 170 to 3484 code for a protein of 1104 amino acids. Gene Ontology annotation, molecular function: chromatin binding; protein binding. The transcript has 25 exons. NCBI's taxonomy places the organism in Eukaryota, Metazoa, Chordata, Actinopteri, Syngnathiformes, Syngnathidae. Gene Ontology annotation, cellular component: nuclear replication fork. Gene Ontology annotation, biological process: mitotic cell cycle; DNA repair; DNA-templated DNA replication.